AUGGCUGCUCCAUCGGGCCCUCUAUGGUUGGACGUGAACCAGUCUCCUUACAGCAACAAUGGCAACGCUGUUGCCAGUGUUUUCUUCCUCGCCAUCAUCGCGGCGAGUCUCACUUGUUGCCUUGCCGUCUCAUGGAAAACACAGCGAUUCGUUCCAUUCAGUCUCGUCCUCAGCAUUACGUGCAUUCUUGAAAUAGUAUCUUACGCAUUACGAUUACAAGAAUGGUACAUUGUCAGUUACACUACGAACUUCGGGUUGUCUGUCAUAGCACCAGUCUUCCUUACCAUUGGAAUACACCUAUGUGCUGCUCAGGUACUCCAUGUGCUCGGAACAGAACAUGCAGUCCUGUCGCCUAACGCCCAUAUGCGAGUUUUCAUUUGGACCGAUCUCCUCGCCGGGCUGCUGCAAGCCAUCGGACUCGGCCUAACCUUCUCACGCGCCAAACAAGCCGGCCCAUGGGGCAUCACCUUGCCACCAGAGGCCGGCACAGGGCAAGAUAUCAUGUACGCCGGUCUUCUCCUGCAGACCGUCUCGAUGGCGGCCGCGCUGAGCCUUCUCGCCAUCGCCUACGUCAAAGCCGGGAAAGCAGACCGCAAAUAUGGGUACACGACGUUCCACAGGGAUGGACCCGGAUACGUGCCUCUCACACCUCGCUUCAAGACCUUCCUAGUUGUCCUGCCGCUCGCAGGGGUGUGCAUCCUCGUGAGGUGCGCGUACCGGUCCGCGGCAGCGUGGGGCGGGAUCGGGAGCCCGAUCGCGAGGGACCAGAUCCUGUGGCUCGUCGCCGAGGGCGUGAUGCUGACCGAGGCAAUCGCCUCGCUGGCGGCUUUCCACCCGGCAAUAUGGCUCGACGACGGCAUUAGCAGCAGGGCGUACGGCGACGACGCCGAGCACGAUGGGGCGAGGACAUCCAAGCUGAGCAAGAGGCUGACUGUCGGGACCUUCGCGACGGGCAUGACCGACAUGGAGCAUCAACACGGGAACGUCCGGGACUCGCGACAAGACCUGGCCGAGGUCAGCCAGGUCAUCUUCUCAUCGGCGCUGAUCGCCCCGUCGGAUGCCUCGUCGGACGCCUCGCACUCGCGGCGCGGCUCGGCGGGCGAGCACGGCCACGAGCACUUCAGGGACGCGGGACAUCUGAGCGGCUCGCCGUAUGACCCACACCUGCCCGCGAGGCGGUACUCGGAGGACAUAACGGCCGAGUCGCGGUGCUUGUCGCCCCUGGAGGCCGAGGAGGAGGCGGACCGGGUGUCGAUUAUACCAGAGCCGCCGAGGAAGUCCAGCAAGAGGAUCUCGCGGGCGCUGGAGAUGGCCCGACUGCAGCAGCAGCAGCGGGACCUGGAGGACGACGAUGACAAUGACCGCAUGGAGGUCGCGUCGGUCGUGCUGCCGCCGAGGAAGCCCAGCAAGAGGGAGACCAUCCACGACGGCAGGGAGGAUGAUUUGGAGGAUGUUGCGCUCACUUCGACUUAUUCUCAGUCACUUUACUCACAAUAA
Molecule: messenger RNA, 1497 nt
Organism: Diaporthe amygdali
Lineage: Eukaryota; Fungi; Ascomycota; Sordariomycetes; Diaporthales; Diaporthaceae
Product: sphingoid long-chain base transporter RSB1
Exons: 2
Coding region: 1-1497 (498 amino acids)
Cellular component (GO): fungal-type vacuole; plasma membrane
Source: RefSeq, a predicted model, not a curated record